Crotalus tigris (Tiger rattlesnake) is the source of this 4611-nucleotide messenger RNA. RefSeq names its product Rho guanine nucleotide exchange factor 3 (gene ARHGEF3). Gene Ontology annotation, biological process: intracellular signal transduction; positive regulation of Rho protein signal transduction. The record is from RefSeq and is a predicted model, not a curated record. Bases 335 to 2068 code for a protein of 577 amino acids. Gene Ontology annotation, molecular function: guanyl-nucleotide exchange factor activity. Lineage: Eukaryota; Metazoa; Chordata; Lepidosauria; Squamata; Viperidae. The transcript is spliced from 13 exons.
GACACAGUCCCAACCGCAAGGCUAGUGGCGGGGGAAGACUAUUAUGCCUGUUAUUCUCGCGCUGUGGGGAUGGUGAGUGUGCGUGCGUGUGGGUGUUUGUGUGGGUGCGCGCGCGCGCCGAUGCCGGGCGAGAGCUGCCUUUGGGAUAGAGCCAGCGCCGCCGCCGCCUCCUCCUCUCGCCAAACCUCCGCACCGCACGCAAAGUUCUCUGUGGGGGAAAGUGGACCCCCGUCACGACCCGAGUCUCCCCCGCGUCUAGCUGCCAGGUGGCUGCGGGAGCGGGAUCGUGCCUAGAGCCGCCUUUCCGUCCUUAGCCCGCAGCGCUGAGGGUCUCAUGCAGGGGGGCGAGGAAGAGCCCGAAAGCACCAGGGGAAUGAAUGCAAGCAGACCCACAACCUGUAUAAAUAGUCCUAGAGUAAUAAGCCACCAUGCCAAAAGAGGAAUGGAGGAAGACACAACAUGGCCUAAACAACAACAGCACAACUUUUCCUUGUUUCCUUCCACAAAAGCCUGGAAUUUCAGAGGGAAGAAACGCAAGCAGAGUACCCAAGAUGAAGAUGCAAUCAGUGUGUGUAGCUUUGAUUCAAGUGAGCCCAGUAACAAGCGGGUCAAGCCUCUUUCUAGAGUGACAUCAUUAGCAAGCUUAAUUCCUCCUGUCCGAACAACUCCCUUGAAGCGAUUUGGACAGACACUCCAGCGGUCUAUCAGUUUUCGUAGUGACAAUCGGUCUGACCUAAUUGCAUCCCGUUCCUGGAUGAGAAAUGUACCCUCUGUUAGCACCAAGCGACGAGACAGUAAACUCUGGAGUGAGACUUUUGAUGUUUGCGUCAAUCAGAUGCUCACAUCCAAAGAAAUUAAGCGCCAAGAGGCUAUAUUUGAACUUUCACAAGGAGAAGAAGACUUGAUAGAAGACUUAAAGUUAGCAAAGAAGGCGUACCAUGAUCCAAUGCUUAAGCUUUCCAUAAUGUCUGAACAAGAAUUAAACCAAAUUUUUGGAACAUUAGAUUCUUUAAUUCCUCUUCAUGAAGAUCUUCUUAGGAGACUAAAGGAAAUUAGAAAGCCUGAUGGAUCUACAGAAUCAGUUGGUCACAUUCUUGUGAGCUGGCUGCCAUUCUUGAAUUCUUAUGAUAGUUACUGUAGCAAUCAAGUGGCUGCUAAAGCUUUGCUGGACCAUAAAAAACAGGAUCACAGAGUGCAGGACUUCCUACAGCGUUGCUUGGAAUCGCCUUUCAGUCGCAAAUUAGAUUUAUGGAAUUUCCUUGAUAUCCCACGCAGCCGUCUGGUGAAAUAUCCAUUGCUGCUUAGAGAGAUUUUGAGGCACACACCAAAUGAUCAUCCAGAUCAUCAGCACCUUGAAGAAGCUAUGAAUAUUGUUCAAGGCAUAGUAGCAGAAAUCAAUAAAAAGACGGGAGAAUCUGAAUGUCAGUAUUACAAAGAGAGGCUGAUAUAUCUUGAUGAUACCCAAAGGGACUCCUUGAUAGAUGAGUCACGUGUUGUUUGCUGUCAUGGUGAACUAAAAAACAACAGGGGAGCGAAAUUUCAUGUCUUUCUUUUCCAAGAAGUGCUAGUAAUUACUCGGACAAUUCUUCAUAAUGAACAACUCUGCUACCAAAUGUAUCGACAGCCCAUCCCUGUGAAGGAUCUUAUGCUGGAAGACUUGCAAGAUGGAGAGGUGCGAUUAGGUGGAUCCAUACGUGGUGCAUUCAGCAACAAUGAGAGAAUUAAAAACUUCUUUAGAAUCAGCUUCAAAAAUGGAUCACAAAGUCAGUCCCACUCAUUACAAGCAAAUGAUACCUUCAAUAAACAGUUGUGGCUCAACUCUAUCCGUCAAGCCAAAGAACUGAUUUUGCGUGCCUCGGGUGAGAGUGGAGUCCUUGAUUUGGAAGGAUCUGUAUUAGCAUCAAGUAGGAACAGUAUAUUCCAGCAAGAAUCCAAGUCUGAACAAAUGGACCAGUCAGACAGUGGAUCUAACUGCAGCAUGGACACUAGCGAAAUCAGCCUUGAGUGUGACCACAUGCAAGAGACAGAUUCUUGGGAGAAUGACAGAGAGUUAGAAAGCAAUGUCUGACAAAAGCUUCAAGAGGCUUUCAGUGUCUUAUAUGUACGUAUUUGGAUUCCAUAUGUGGAGCAAGAAGCACUUUUUAAUAUUUUUGUGACAAUAUCAAUUCAAUCCCUAUUAUAUUUGUACCUGUUGACCAUAAUACUGUAACUGCCAGUAUGUGUGAUUUGGAAUGUAUGGCAACCAUAGUCUUGUGAUAGUCUGUAAAUGUCUCAGUGGUUGAGACAGGUACUUGAGCAAUUAUUUCACACAUCCUGUUGGUAGACAUGAUUUCUAAACUACUGGUUUAGACAUACUAUAUAGCAGGUGUCCCUGUUUAUAAAGUGCCCACAUUUGAUGUUUCAAAUGGCAACCGAACACAAGUUGUCUGCAUGGCAUUGUUAGAGUAUUAAAGUCAGGAAGUUAGAAAAGACAUGGUUUCAGAAAGCUUGAAGUUACAACUGAGUUACUUAUUACCCAGUGAUUUGACAUAAGUACAUUACUUGACAUUAAGUACAUUACUUGCAUGGGUGCAUAAGCUAUGACAAGUAGCAUAUUAGACAGUGGAAGGUGUUCAAAAAAUGAGGACUCAAGUGAUGUCCAACUUUUAUAAAGCAGUGCUAUAUCUUAGGAUAAACUAAAAUACUAAGUCAGCAAUAAAAUACAGCUUGAUUUAAAUAUUUAGGGUGAAAUUUAAGAUACACAUGUCAACAAUUAACAUGGCUAAUGCAAUAAAAUAGGGUUUCUCUAAGUGCAUACAUGCAAGAAAAUCAUUUGAAAAUUGGUACUUCUUUAAUACGGAAAAUCUAAAACUUUGUAUGAUUGUGCUGUGAAAUAAGCAGAUUCAAUUUUAAUAAACAUUAAAAGCAUGGAAGCACCAAAAAUGACAGCUGAAAUAUUUUGAGUUCAUUUAAACAGAAUUAUUUUGCUUCGUGUAGCCUUUCUGAGGUAACAUAUCACUUUGUACAUAAAAUGGUGGCUUUUUUAGUUUGUCUUACAUUUUAAAAAUAAAAAUUAUAAUCAAGACUUAUCGUGGGAAAAUUAGUUGGGUAAGCAGCAAAUAAACCUUCUCUUUCUCAGUUUCCAUGAUUGCUCAUAUUCCUAGCCUUCGUUGUAGAUACAGAUGGAGAUGCCUGACAGGGAAAGGAUGGCAAAUGAUAAAAGAAGCCACAAGGUCCAUCCCUUUUAUACAUGUGUUGUGACAUCACAAACACAUACAACAGGAACAAACUUAGAGGAUGACACUGCUUUGUUUUUUUUCAUUUUGACAAAAGCAUCAUAUCCUGUUGCCACCACUGAGACUAGAUAACUUCUGUCAUGAAUUCUGUAUAAGAAACUUGUUUAAUAUACUUCUCAUAUUAAAAUUCAGAAUACAUAUAAUGUGAUUCAGAUGUAAACAUUAUCAACCUUGCAAAAAUUUGGAAUAGGGAUUCCCCACUAGAAAACAUUAGAAAGGCCAAGUUUUUAAGUUAAUUCACUUUCAUGUUUAUAAAGUGUAUUAUCAGGAGUUUAAACUGCUUAGUUAAUAGUGAUUAAAAUAAGCCAUGAUUGCCACAAUUAAAAUCAUGAUUCAGAUAUUUUCAUCUAACAGACCUCCCGAUAAAGCAUUGGCUUCUUUAGCACCAAUCUGUACCAUUCUAUAAUUCUCUGUUUUGAGAACUGUCUGUAGCACCUACUCUUAUUCUAGUAACUCAACUGCAAAGUGUUCCGAUUAACAUCUCAGAAAAAUGUUCAGCUAUUCUUUGAUUAGCUUCCCCAGCUAAACUUGGGAAAAUGCCAAUAAACUGGGAAAUUGAGUUAAAAAAAGUACAAUUAGGUUUGAACAAGAAUAAAUUUAGUAUUUUACUGAUUUCUUAUAAAUGGGCCUAUAAUACACAACUUAGUGCACUGAAAUAUAAUUAUUACUAUUAUUUUCCAUACAGUAUAGACUCCUCAGUACAACAGUAAUGUUGAAAAAAUGUAUACAUCAAACAUUUUAUGUUUACAGAAAAACUAGGGGAGUAAAUAAGGUAUCAGGUUUUUUUUAUGUUUCACAAUCUGUUACACAUAAUUAUGUUAAAAUAAUCAGUAUAUAAUAGAUUAUUUUACUUUUUUUAAAAAAAGUAUGAAUUACAAUUAUCAUUGUUUAGGAUAUUUCUGUAUGUAUAGGAUUAAAAUAUUAUGAUCAUGUUUCAAUCUUGUAAUUUAUUUAACUUGCUUUAUUCUGGAAAAUGUUCACCAAUCAAGGGAAGCAGAUCCAGUGACGUGGUUUAAUGCAAUGUUCCAGACUGGGCUUGGAGUAUUAGUUACAAAGGAGACACAAUAGAAAAUACAUUAAACUACAAUCUUACCAUUUUUACAGUCUUACAACACAUGGGAAUAAGUCCAAAUGACACAAUGGGACUAUUUCUCAGUAAAUAUACCAAGGAUUGUGUGCUUAAGUUGUGAACUACUGAACUGACAAAUACUUGCCAAAAUGUUAGAGAGGUUGUAUGUUUUCAUUUAUUAAAAAUACUGUAUUAGUGAUUAAAUAUUUUUGCAUAAUAGCCUUAUACUGUUCUCAAAACAUUUCAAAUAAAUUACACUGAAUUAUG